Oncorhynchus gorbuscha (pink salmon) is the source of this 1113-nucleotide messenger RNA. Its product is annotated as mediator of RNA polymerase II transcription subunit 15-like. The transcript has 4 exons. The record is from RefSeq and is a predicted model, not a curated record. Bases 302 to 925 code for a protein of 207 amino acids. Lineage: Eukaryota; Metazoa; Chordata; Actinopteri; Salmoniformes; Salmonidae.
AUAGUAAAAGGGAUAUUCUGGUAGGACGUAUGUAUGCCUACCAUUAGUUCUGAAUACUGGUGAGGUUUUGAGGGCAAAAUGGCUGUGAUGAUUGGAAUCGCUUUCAGAGUUUCUUGGCUUUGCCUGCUAAUUGGAGGGAUAACGUGUUCUACAUCAGAAGGUGAUUGGUCUCCUUCACUGGAUUCUAAUGCAACAUGGCUCUAUGCAGGAUCACUUCGGUCUCUAGGAUAAGACAAUUAUAAAUCUCAAAUGCAAGCGCAACAAACAUCCGGCCGCCAUCCUGCGGAAGGAACUGGCCCCCAUGUCCCAGCAACCUCAGCAAGUGUGGUAUCCAGAUCAAAUGCCCCUGCAUCAGAAGCAACCGGCCACAGAAGCGCAGACGCAACCGACAACUGUGCCCCAGCAAGUGUGGCAUCCAGCUCAAAUGCAACAGAAGCAACACACCGCUGUGCCCCAGCAAGUGUGGCAUCAAGCUCACAUGCUGCAGCAGAUGCAAGUGUGUCAUCCAGCUCAAAUGCCCCUGCAGCAGAAGCAACAGACCACUGUGCCCCAGCAAGUGUGGCAUCAAGCUCACAUGCUGCAGCAGAUGCAAGUGUGGCAUCAAGCUCAAAUGCUGCCGCAACCACCGACCGCUGUGCCCCAGCAAGUGUGGCAUCCAGCUCAUAUGCUGCAGGAGCCACCGACCGCCGUGGCCCAGGAAGUGUGGCAUCAAGCUCAAAUUCUGCCGCAACCACCGACCGCCGUGCAUCAGCAAGUGUGGCAUCCUGCUCAAAUGCCCCUGCAGCAGAAGCAACCGGCCACUGAACCUCAACAGAAGGAGCUGACCGCCAUGCCCCAGCAAAUGUGGUAUCGAGCUAAAAUGCUCCAACAGAAAUCAUCUGGCCGCCAUUCUCCAGCAUCCUCCGCCCAUAUGGUAUCCAUCUAACUCCAUCUAACUGGCCGUGUGGUGGCCAGUUCCUUCUGCAGCAGCAGACGGAACUGGCCGCCGAGCCCCAGCAGCAGACGGAACUGGCCGCCGAGCCCCAGCAGCAGACGGAACUGGCCGCCGAGCCCCAGCAGCAGACGGAACUGGCCGCCGAGCCCCAGCAGCAGACGGAACUGGCCGCCGAGCCC